AUGUCCAGGUCCGGGGACAGGACGUCCACUUUCGACCCCAGCCACAGUGACAACUUGCUCCACGGCCUCAACCUGCUGUGGAGGAAGCAGCUCUUCUGCGACGUGACCCUGACGGCCCAAGGGCAGCAGUUCCAUUGCCACAAGGCCGUGCUGGCCUCCUGCUCGCAGUACUUCCGAUCGCUCUUCUCCAGCACCGCCGGCGGCGGCAGCGGGCACCACCACCACCACCACGCCCUCGGCGUCGGGCCCGGCGCUCCGGACGGCCUGCCCCCCAAAGAGCAGCCGCCGCCGCCACCACCGCAGGAGGAGCCCGGCACGCCCUCCUCCUCCCCGGAGGACAAGCUGCUGGCCAGCCCCAGGGCCAUCAACAACCUGGUGCUGCAGGGCUGCUCGUCCAUCGGGCUGCGCCUGGUGCUGGAGUACCUGUACACGGCCAACGUGACCCUCUCCCUGGACACGGUGGAGGAGGUGCUGUCGGUCAGCAAGAUCCUGCACAUCCCGCAGGUCACCAAGCUGUGCGUGCAGUUCCUCAACGACCAGAUCUCGGUGCAAAACUACAAGCAGGUGUGCAAGAUCGCUGCCCUGCACGGCCUCGAGGAGACCAAGAAGCUGGCCAACAAGUACCUGGUGGAGGACGUGCUGCUACUCAACUUCGAGGAGAUGCGCGCCCUCCUCGACUCGCUGCCUCCCCCGGUGGAGUCGGAGCUGGCGCUCUUCCAGAUGUCCGUGCUGUGGCUGGAGCACGACCGCGAGACCCGCAUGCAGUACGCCCCGGACCUCAUGAAGCGCCUCCGCUUCGCCCUCAUCCCAGCUCCGGAGCUCGUCGAGCGGGUCCAGUCGGUGGAUUUCAUGCGCACCGACCCCGUCUGCCAGAAGCUGCUGUUGGACGCCAUGAACUACCACCUGAUGCCCUUCAGGCAGCACUGCAGGCAGAGCCUGGCCAGCAGAAUUCGCUCUAACAAGAAAAUGCUUUUGUUGGUUGGAGGACUGCCUCCUGGACCUGACCGGCUACCUAGCAAUUUGGUUCAGUAUUACGAUGAUGAAAAGAAGACAUGGAAAAUACUGACAAUUAUGCCGUACAAUAGUGCCCAUCAUUGUGUUGUGGAAGUAGAAAAUUUCUUAUUCGUACUGGGAGGAGAAGACCAGUGGAAUCCUAAUGGAAAGCACAGUACAAACUUUGUCAGCCGGUAUGAUCCUAGGUUUAACAGCUGGAUACAACUUCCACCCAUGCAAGAGAGGAGAGCCAGUUUUUAUGCCUGUCGACUUGACAAAAACUUGUAUGUGAUUGGUGGAAGAAAUGAAACUGGCUACUUGUCUAGUGUGGAAUGCUAUAAUUUAGAGACAAAUGAAUGGCGUUAUGUAUCUUCCCUACCACAGCCCUUAGCGGCACAUGCAGGAGCUGUACAUAAUGGCAAAAUCUAUAUUUCAGGAGGUGUUCACAAUGGUGAAUAUGUCCCCUGGCUGUACUGCUAUGAUCCUGUUAUGGACGUCUGGGCAAGAAAACAAGAUAUGAACACAAAGAGAGCCAUCCAUACACUGGCUGUAAUGAAUGAUCGACUGUAUGCAAUUGGAGGAAAUCAUUUAAAAGGUUUUUCCCACCUGGAUGUCAUGCUUGUGGAAUGCUACGACCCAAAAGGCGACCAAUGGAAUAUUUUGCAGACUCCCAUUUUGGAGGGUCGCAGUGGUCCAGGAUGUGCAGUUCUUGAUGACAGCAUUUACCUUGUAGGAGGUUAUAGCUGGAGUAUGGGAGCCUACAAAUCUUCCACUAUUUGUUACAGUCCUGAGAAAGGCACCUGGACAGAGCUUGAAGGAGAUGUAGCUGAACCACUUGCAGGACCUGCUUGUUCUACUGUCAUACUGCCCGCGUGUGUGCCGUACAACAAAUAA
Messenger RNA from Eublepharis macularius, 1887 nucleotides. RefSeq names its product kelch like family member 14 (gene KLHL14). Lineage: Eukaryota; Metazoa; Chordata; Lepidosauria; Squamata; Eublepharidae. Gene Ontology annotation, molecular function: protein binding. The transcript has 8 exons. Bases 1 to 1887 code for a protein of 628 amino acids. The record is from RefSeq and is a predicted model, not a curated record.